This is a messenger RNA of Ctenopharyngodon idella (grass carp), 2475 nucleotides long. RefSeq names its product neural cell adhesion molecule 1-like. The transcript has 15 exons. Gene Ontology annotation, molecular function: protein binding. The record is from RefSeq and is a predicted model, not a curated record. The coding region runs from base 109 to 2100 and encodes 663 amino acids. Gene Ontology annotation, biological process: axon guidance; cell-cell adhesion. Lineage: Eukaryota; Metazoa; Chordata; Actinopteri; Cypriniformes; Xenocyprididae. Gene Ontology annotation, cellular component: plasma membrane; axon.
GGCUCGUUUCAUCCGGUGCGCAGGAGGGGAGGGCCGCCAUAGCAUAUAAAAUCUUGGGGGACUUGUUGCCUGUCAGAGAGAGGUGUGCAGGAAGAGAAGACUGCAACCAUGACUUUACUCAGACUGUGUGGACUCCUCCUUGUAUGCUCAAGACUAAUAGAUGCUAAAUUAGACAUCAUCGCUAGUGACCCUGAUGUGCAGGUGGGAAGCCAAGUUCUGCUCUUGUGCAAAGUCGAUUCAGAGGGAGACAUCAUUUGGUUGAAGGAUGAUGAAGAGGUUGAUGAAGAUCUUCAUGAAGUCAAGAAAACUGAUGAGUCUUCGAGUGCACUGACCUUGAAGAACAUUGAGUUAAGUGACAGUGGAAUCUAUACCUGUCAGUUUGAAAAUGAACACGGCACAAAGAAGACAACCUACCAGCUUUAUGUCUACCAAGCACCAGACUUUGGCAAGACACGGACGUACCAUGAAUUUCUGGUGAACCAGACUGUGACCAUUCCCUGCAUGGUCUCUGGCAAACCCGAUGUGGAGGUCUACUGGUUACGGAACGAUCGCAUCGUGAAUGAUGACGGUAGGGGGGGUGACCAUGCUGCAGGUUCUUCCAAUCUUUUAUGUGGCCGAGGUAGUCUCAGAAUCCUCCCAGAUAGAUCCCUGCAGAUUGUGGGAAUUCAGCAGGAAGACCGUGGAACCUACACCUGUGAAGGCAAGAUCAAGGGACGCCCCGUAACCAGGCAUCUCCCGAUCUCUGUUGUUGUUAAUGAGCCACCGACCGUACUGAUUCAUGAGGAGAGAAAGAGUGUUCAUGCCGGACCCAAUACCAGUGUGUCUAUAGUCUGCCUGGUCAAAGGAGCACCCACUCCAAAUAUAACAUGGAUGCUCCCUUCCACCUCUGACGACUCCCGUAUCAGAUUCAACUCCGAUAAGAGUGAGCUCACCAUCUCUUCAGUGACCAGGAGCAAUUAUGGAGAGUAUGUCUGCACGGCUACCAAUAAGAUCGGAGAAAACUCUGCCACGUUUAUUCUGGAUGUCUCAGAGCAUCCAACUAUAGACUUGGAUCCACGCAAGCUGACCGUUAUUCCAGGAGAAUCUGGAUCGGUGCUCUGCAAUGCCACAGGACAUCCAACUCCAACCAUACAAUGGGUCAGGAAGGCUACCCAAGAAAAAAUGACGAGUGUGGAGGGAUCUGAGCUCAUUCUUGAAAAUGUAAUGCCCUCUGAUGGUGGCUUGUACUCCUGCAUAGCCAGCAACCCGGUGGGCACAACCAUUGAGGACUUCCAGCUGAUAACCUGGCCUGGGGCACCCGCUCAGUUCAGUGUGGCCGCAGGGUCCUCAUCUUCUGUCCUCAUCCAGACUGUCUCAGUGCAGGACGGAGGGUCCUCUAUUACCCAGUACAUCCUUCAGUGGAAGAAACCGUCCGAUGAAACCUGGAGUCAAAGUGUCGUCAAGCCCACAAAUCCCCUGGUGAUCACGGGCCUUGAGCCGUACACAGAGUACUCAGUUCGUUUUGCUGCCAAAAACUCACAUUACCAGGGGAACUUCUCCACUGAACGUAGGAUCUUCACACAGUCCGAACGGGAACCCGACAGCCCCGUUCUUUCUCUGAGCGAGAAAAAGUUGGAGAAGAACUCAAUCUCCAUCCCCAUUAAACAGCUGAAAGACGGAGGCUCUCCCAUCCAACACUACAUUGUGCGCUACAAAGGGAACCAGGAGAAUGACGAAUGGGCUGAAAAUAAAUUUCCUGGAAACUCCAGCAGAAUCCAGCUGAAUGGUCUCCAGUACAAUGCUGAAUAUCAAAUGGAAGUUUAUGCAGUAAACCGCAACGGCUCCUCCAGCCCUGCCAAAAUCAACUUCACCGUCCCACAACCUGUCAGUCAGCCGAUGCUUGGGAAAGGAGGUGUGGUGGGCAUUGUAAUAUUCAUCUUCUUGGUGCUGAUGGUAGCAGUGGAUGCUUUCUGCUGCUACACCAACCACUGCGGCCUGCUUAAUUUCCUUGCUCGUAAACUAUUUGGACACAAACUGCCAGAUUCUACAGGGAUGGAUGAAGAGGCGAAUAAUUCAAAUGGGAAGAAACCAGAAUCUACUGAUCCAGUAGGAGAGGCGUAGAGGAAGAGUUGUCACGUUCACCAGCUGGAGUGCCCAUGAGUUCCUCCAGAGGGCACUCCUUCUGACUUUGUUGUUCUCCCAUUAUGAAAUAUAUUCCCCACAAUCCUUUGCCUGGACUCAUUAUGGCUUAAUUUAAUUUCUCCCACCUGUUAAUCAUUUACUGGUUUCAGUUUGCCUAUUUAGGCUCUUGUGUUUUAGUUGUGGGUCAUGAGUUAUUUCUCCAUUGGGCUAUCUGGAUGUCUUCUUUGUUCAUUCCUUCCUUCCUUCAUGGUCUUUGGAUUAUGUUCCUGUUUCUUUGUGUGGACUAUUUGCCAGUUUCCAGGUUUGGAGUGUCUGUACUUUUUGCCUUUUGUUAUUAAAUUGUGUGCAUUUGGA